Molecule: messenger RNA, 3168 nt
Organism: Cyprinus carpio (common carp)
Lineage: Eukaryota; Metazoa; Chordata; Actinopteri; Cypriniformes; Cyprinidae
Gene: senp8
Product: SUMO peptidase family member, NEDD8 specific
Biological process (GO): proteolysis
Molecular function (GO): deNEDDylase activity; cysteine-type peptidase activity
Source: RefSeq, a predicted model, not a curated record
GGGCUCCGCCCCUCAACACUGUCGCAAACGUUCAGAAGCACGACAUUUUCUAUAACAACUGUCAAUGGUUUACGGCACAUGCCCUCGUUGUGCUUGAGGUAGAGCGAGGUGGACGUUAUGAGAGCUUGGCGACUCUUUCCUUAGCAAGUAACUGCUGCUGUCAUUCAGGUUGCCUUGAGGAUGGAUCCAGUGGUACUGAGCUACCAGGACAGUCUCCUGCGGCGCUCAGACGUGGCACUUUUAAACGGACCCCACUGGCUCAACGAUCAGGUCAUAGGUUUCGCCUUUGAGUACUUUGCAACAGAGCGCUUCAAAAAUUUGGGCGAGAAUGUCUGUUUCAUCAGCCCUGAAGUCGCUCAGUUUAUAAAGUACGCCUCAUGUCAAGAGGAGCUUGCCAUUUUCCUGGAGCCGCUGAGUUUUGCGUCUCGUCGGUGGGUUUUUUUGGCUGUCAAUGACAACUCUAAUCAAUCAGCCGGUGGCUCUCAUUGGAGCCUGCUUCUCUAUCGGCGAGACACCAGCCAGUUCUCCCACUACGACUCCCAGAGUGGAAGCAACUCAUUGCAUGCUCGCCGUAUUGCAGCCAAGUUGGAGGCUUUUCUAGGCACUGGAGCGAAAGUGCCCUUUGUGGAGGAGCAAUGCCCCUCGCAGCAGAACAGCUAUGACUGUGGCAUGUAUGUGAUCUGUAAUGCCGAGGCUCUAUGUGAGAGUGCUAGAGUCGAGGGCUGUCCCCACCUGCCUGCUCAGAUCAUAACACCCACCUACAUUACACGGAAACGGACAGAAUGGUAUUCACUAAUACAGAGACUCGCCAAAGAAUGACUAGCUGACCUUUUAUUACAUCAUGCAACAGCACCGUCAUGUUCGCAUGAGCUGUAUUAGCCAAUGGGCAAAGUGAACACACUUAUUUAUCGUACUCAAUCCUGCACAAAGAAACAGCAUGCACUUCUCAAAAAUUAUUUGCCAAACUCUGAAAUGAAUAGUUCACACAAAAAAAAUGAAAAUCCCAGCAUCAUAUUUACUCACCUUGCUCCAAACCCAAAAUGAGAAGUGAGAUGCAGAGUGAAUUUGGACUGUUCUGUCAAUCUCCAAUCAUUUAAAAAAAGCACCAUAAGAGGGAUAGUUCACCCAAAGAUUAACAUUUGCUGAAAAUUUACUCAGCCUUAGGCCAGCAGAUGAAUUUGUGUCUUCAUUGGAACUGAUUAAAAAAAAUAAUAAAAUAGCAUUACAUCACUUGAUCACCAGUGGAUCCUCUGCAGUGAAUGGGUGCCGUCAGAAUGAGAGACCAAACAGCUGAUAAAACAUCACAAGUAAUCCACACCACUCCAGUCCAUCAAUUAAUGUCUUGUGACUUAAAAAGCAGCAUGUUUGUAAGGACAUUUUGUGGUUUUCUGAUCAGUUUGAUGUAAGUGAUAUUCAUACUGUCCUGACAAAAUGACAAUAAAAAAGAUUAGAGAUAAAAGGCUCUGUGUUUAUAAGAAACAAAUCCCUCAUUAAGGCUUUUCAACUUUAAGCCUUUGGUUCUGGUCAAAAUACCAGUCCAUAAUCAAUAAUACCACUCCCUCCAGUGAAAAAGCCCAUCCCUUGUUGUCCUCUCACAUCACAAUCCACUGACGUAUUUGUUUAGAACUGUUUUUGGACUUUCAGAUGAGACAUUGGAGAAAGCAACACUAUGCAUAGAGGACUUGUAUUUUAAUUUCUUACAAACUCUGAGCUUUUCGCUUCACAAGACCUUAAUUGAUGGUUUGGAGUCAUGUGAAUUAUUUGUAGAUUAUUGUGAUGUUUUUAUCAGCUGUUUGGUCUCUCAUUCUGACGGCACCCAUUCACUGCAGAGGAUCCAUUGGUGAGCAAGUGACGCAAUGCUAAAUGUCUCCAAAUCUGUUCCAAUGAAGAAACAAACGCAUCUACAUCUUGGAUGGCUUAGGGUGAGUAAAUUUUCAGAAAAUUAAAAUUUUUGUGUAAACUAUUCCUUUGAAGUGUCAAAAAAGUAGUGAAUCAUGUACUAUAUUCAUAUUUUUCUAAAGUCAGCAAUUUCCCUCCACUAGCUCAUAAAAUCAAAUAUUUAUUGGUAUGUAUUUAUAUAUGGCAUGUGAAAAUGCAUGCCAGAUUUGAUGUCAUUGUUGCCAAACAUGAUUGAUUAUUGUGUUCGUCAUAACCAAUGGUUAUGAAGGGAAGAUUUAAAUCUUCUGUUCCUUACAGAGAUCUAUCAAAUAAUGUAUUGCACAAGUAAUAUAAGUAGAAUAUGUUGCACAAGUCGUAUAAAGUAAAUCUACAACGCUUGCAUAAAUUUCUUGUUCAUAUUAACUUGACAGCCUCAGUUCUCAUUCACUUGCAUUGUAUGAAAAUUAGCUGUGUCAACAUUCGGGAAAACAUCUUCCAUUAAGGAAAUAAAAUUCACAAGGGUGAGUAAAUGAUGAUGACCGAUUGUUUCAUUUUUGGAUGUGCUAUUUCUUUUACAAAUACAUCUAUGAUCUUUCAUCUAUUCACAAGAGAGAAGAGACUUGUGAUCAGUGCAACAAAUCAGUUAGCAGCACAUGUUGGUUAAGUAGAUUCAGAAUGUAUUAUUGCUGAUUAGUUUAGAUUAGUAGCAUGAAUUGAGUAACUGAAUGUGAUGCUUGUUUACAGGACCUUUUGCUCAGGGCUUAUUUUGAGUAGAGUACAGAUGACAAAGAAUGUGAUUGUGUAAUUGCUGUCUAAGCUAAGGAAAUGUAGUAUGUGCUUUUACCACACAGGGGCUGAACAAAAAUACAGUAGAGUAGUUUUUAUUUAACCAAAUGCAUCCUCUGACUGAGCUGAAAAGACGCUUUGUAACCUCACACCAGCAAAAGCAUGAUUGUGUGAAAGUAUAUUCUUCAGCUGUGUAUACCAGUUUUCUUACAACUGAAUGAAGCAGAUAUUAAUAUUAAUAAUGAGCUCAUUAUAUAUCAACCCAAUUUAAAAAAAAAAAAAAACUGCAUGCAGGGAUCUCGCAUUGAUUGCCAUGCAGUUCACUUUACUAUACAAGUAAUAUUGAUCUCAAUUAAACCAUCAUGUGUUUGUCCUCACAACUCCUAGCAGAACUUUUUACAUUUUCUGUUUUCUAUCAUGUGUUUUAUUAAUAAUGUAAUUGUGUUGUUUCAUUGGUCUUUUUUCAUUUGUGAAUUGUAUAUUUGCAUAAAAGACCAGACUGUG